UUGCACAUGUGUCGGUUAACUUGGUUCAAGCAGUAAGGCAUAGCGAUUGAUUGCAACAUACCUUUCGUUCAUGAAUCCACUUGCCGUCGUCAGCCCCGGAUCAGGAGUCGUGUUACCUGUACCCUCCUCAGCCCAUCGAAUUUUUAUGCCUCAACCUAAGCCCACAAGUGUCCACGCUACCCUCGUUCUGUGCAUUGUAUUUUUCUCCAAACUUCAGUGGCUAGAAUUCUAUUCAAACUGUGAAUUUGUGCUUAGAUCAUCACUGGCGCACUGCGCGAUGAUUUGCCAGUAUUGAGCGAUGACUUAUUUUGUGCAGUGAGAAGAAAGUGAUGUUACCUACUGUGUUUGCACCUGUUGCUUUUCUGACCUGUUUGCUUAGAUGCGUCAAUUGAACGUUAAACGACUCACAAGAGAAACCAUUGAAUGUAGCGUGACUCGAGGCUGUGGCGGCAUUGCUCCUGGUCGGAGAAGUGCACUGCGCGAUGCUUCAAAUGCGACACCGAAACAUUGGAUCAUUGUGGAAUAGGAUACCCAGAGCUUUGCGUACUACGAACAACCAUGCUAUAUUUGGAAAGUAGUGUGCGUGAUCAAACGUUCCUCGAGGCUCAUUUGCGUUGAUCUCGCAAACCAAACGAACUCGAGGCCUGGGUACCUCUAAAUCUCGCUAUUUGCGUUACCGCCAUGCAAGGUGCCAUGAAAUGGUUCCUAAAUCUAGAGUUCCUGUAUACUCGUUCACAUUUUAUCAGCUUGCUUCGGCAGGCAUGGAAGCGAUAAAAGUGCUUCACUUGCUCGCUAGUCUGCCGCGUAUUGUCGUUGCUGAUCAACGGUGUUUGCGAAAGGUCGAGGUAUUAUCUCCGCUCCCCUCUUGUCGAACCAAGCUUGAUUUACCGCCAGGACUAGUGCACUGACCAGCAUGUUGCUGCUUUCUUGUGUUGCAGUAUUGCUACUAGCGCAAUCGUCAAUGUGUAUGCUCAAUUUUACUAGUUCUGAGACGAAGAUUCAGCUUUACGAACCCGUCAAUCUAACUUUUCAUUUUACUCGGAAGUUGAGCAGGGCAACCAUUGUACUGCACUCUAGUGAUCCAUCUGUGGUCCAUCUGAAUGAAGACGGAAUCGCAUUAACACUGGAAAGCAUCUCACCGAGUGACAACUUUUCAACGCUUCUAGAUCCACUGAAGAUUGGUUAUGCCAACCUGUUAUGGCAAAUUGAAGACAGCAUUACAAAUGAGACCUCAAAAGGCAGUCACAAAAUGCUUGUUGUGCGACAGUUGACCGUAUUUUCGAUGGGAUUCGGAGCCGUUAUAGGAGUUUUGGUCGCCUUGAACAAUGUCAAUGUUGGAUGCCAGCUGGAUAUGCAUGUGGUACUCUCACAAAUCAAGAGGCCGGUUGCUCCAGCUAUUGGCAUGUUUUGCCAAUUCAUCUUUAUGCCACUGAUUUCCUAUGGAAGUUCAACACUGCUUCUGCAGAAUCCAGUAACAAGGCUUGGGCUCUUUACUAUUGGCUCAUGUCCUGGUGGAAUUUACAGCAACUUCUACACUCUGCUCUUUGAGGGAGACUUGGACCUCAGUGUUACCAUGACCUUUAUGAGCAGUGUAGGAGCACUUGCCCUGAUGCCACUGUGGAUGCACACGCUAGGCCGGCGAAUAGCUGGUACUGCCACACCAGCAGUGCCAUUCAGCAACCUGAUUGUGUCUUUGGUGGCGUUAACUCUGCCACUGGGGCUGGGCCUCCUCAUCCAAUACAAGCGGCCAAAAUGGGCUCAAGUGGCCGAGAAAAUCGUGAAACCCUUCUCUGUGGCCAUAUUACUUGUUGCAUUAGUCAUUGGAACAUACAGCUAUUGGUAUAUAGUUACACUGAUCACUCUAAUGGAUGUAGUUGCUGCGUCUGUAGUUGUAGUUGCAGGGUUUUUAUUUGGUGCAACCAUGGCGUGGUUGUUUCGACUCACAAGUAAACAGAUUAUAGCAGUUUCCUUAGAAACGGCAAUUCAAAAUGGCCCACUAGCCAUUAUUAUCCUUACUUUUUCACUGCCAGAACCUAGCGGAGACCUUGCUGUGGUGCCAGUGGUAGUGCUGGUCACAUUAGCAAGUGCCAUACUGUUAACUGUUUUUGCAGUAUUGACGCUGCACCGUAGGUGUUCUUCAUAUGCAUAUACCAGCCAGGACGGCACUAAGUCAGAAAUGCCCGUCAACUGAGGCUCAAUAGUGCAGCAGUGUAGCGCAAACUUGUGCCAUACAUACGGUACAGUCGCAUUUAGUGCGAGCUGCAACACAGUGCUCAUGCUCGGGCAGCAACCUACGAAAAAUUAAAUUAAACACUACUCUCCAUUAUUCAUUUUGUCCAACAUAUUUUAAAUUUGUUGAGACCACUGUGCGGUUUAGGGGCCUUUUCAACCACAGGCACUGAGUUGCAUUUCACACUGAAUAUGAUUGUACCAAUGCUCAUGACCUAGGUGCUCAUUGAUCUAUGAAGUUACCGGGCACAUUGUAGGCCAAACAUAUUCCUAGAGCCAAAGCAUAAUUUAGCCAAAUUUAUUAUGCAUACAUAUAUAAACUCCAGGUGCCAAACCUUUUUUACCAGAGCAUAAUGGAAUGCUUUUUUCUUUUGAUUGAUUGACAUGUGUGGUUUAAGGUCCGAAAACCACCAUAUCAUUACGAGACGUCGUAGUGGAGGGCUCUUUAACGUGCACCAAAUCCGAGCACACAGGCAUACAACAUUUCCACCUCCAUCGUAAAAUGCAGCCGCUGCAGCCGGGAUUUGAUCCCGUGACCUGCGGGUCAGCAGAAUACCUUAGCCACUAGACCACCACGGUGGGGCAAUGUUUUUUCUUUUGAGUACUACGGAAAUGCAUGGGCGUCGGCAAGAUUUUGUCUCGGGCUGGGGGUGGCCAUGCAAAGUCUUAUUGCAUGGUAGCCGAGAGGGGUGAGCACUGGUGUGGCUUGGGUGGGGGGCCAAGUGCCCCUACUGCACCUCUCUACAGACACCCAUGACUGUGUGGUAUAGUUCCUGUACUCCCAAAAUGUUUUAAAUGGGGCAUACAGAAUAAAGAAAGGAGACCAAAGCUCUAUGUGUAUGAUUUUGCUUUAUUUGUACCAUGUGCAUGUACCUGCAUAGAUGUAAAACAAAUGCAUUCAUUGUACAUGCAGUUGUAAGGAACAAA
Molecule: messenger RNA, 3156 nt
Organism: Rhipicephalus microplus (southern cattle tick)
Lineage: Eukaryota; Metazoa; Arthropoda; Arachnida; Ixodida; Ixodidae
Product: ileal sodium/bile acid cotransporter
Cellular component (GO): membrane
Source: RefSeq, a predicted model, not a curated record